GAAAAACCUUUCAGAACAACGCCACAAUGUUAAAAUAUUAGAUGCCAAAAUUUUCGUAGCGAGACUCCCGAAGAGCCUCUUUUCAAAACUAUGCUUUUAAUAAGGAGUCUAGUAAUUGUGUUUUUAGUAGCGAUAAGCGAGUUCGAUCGAAACUUUGCCAUAAACCAUGACAAUGCUGGAAUAGUUCUAAGGGAAAUAAACAAGAGAAGAGAUCGCCAUGGAGUCCCAAAAUUGACAUUGGACAACGUGCUCAGUAAGGGAUGCCAAAGUUAUGCUUGGAAACUGUCCAAGUCGGCGACUCUUAACUAUUCGGACCCCACUAACAAGGAUUACACAGAAAGCAUCUGCAGAUUUGAAGUAAAGAGGGGAGCACUGUCGAGAUGUGUCAAGAACUGGUAUAAUGGAAGGAAGUUCGAUAUUUUAGACCCCAAGGCUAAAGAUUUUACUGCCAUGAUUUGGAGGUCGUCCGUUUCCUUGGGAUAUGGCGACGCUAACAUAAAUGCUCUUCAAGGGGUUUUCGUGGUCAGAUAUACUCCACCUGGGAAUGUGAAAGGAUUAUACACGGAUAAUGUUCCUCCCAGGAAAAGAAAACAAAAGAAAAAAAAGAGGGAAAACAAACAAAAAGAAGACUGUGCGAGUCGUCAGGAUAAUCGAUAUGUCUUAUUGUUGUCCAUUCUUUCCUUGGUGUCUACUAAUUGGCAAAGUUGAUGUCUACUAUCUGGAACUAGUUAGUCAUAGUCUUAUUAAUAGGACCAAAACUAUCCUCCAUGCCAAACGAAAAUUAUUUGUGUAAGUCAAAUAUUUGUAUGCUGGACAAAAUCAAGCAAUGUGUGUUCUAUCGCCUUGGUUUGGUCAUUAUAAAUGUGUAUGUAUUAUAUAUGUAUGCAUAAACGUUUUUAAGUUUUUCUUCGUUGGCACAUCGUAGGCACCGAACGCUCGGACAUGUUCCCUGAUUCGGACCGCAUUGAUGGCGAUAAAUCCACCGGCAUCCUGCGGCACAUAGCCACCAUGGACGUCCAUAGAUACGAGCUGUUCGUUGUAAAGAGCUCCCACAUCCUUCGCCGCCUUUCGGGCGAUGGCACGGCAAUAGCCUGGGGCCAGUUCCACGGUGACCUUCCCGGAGACCCGCUGCUCGGCCAACUCGAUACAUUUACGGGCAUAAAUUGCCUCGGGACUGAACCAGAAGCCAUUGUACACGUAGUCGGCCAUGCGAUCCCGGAGAACCUGCUUGGUGCGGAGUACUUCGCGGUCCAAAGCAAACACCUCGAGGUCCUGGUGGGCAGCAAAGAGGAUGGUGCCUCCAGGCGUCUCGUACACCCCCCGGGACUUCAGUCCCACAAAGCGAUUUUCCACGAUGUCAAUCCGCCCAAUGCCAUAUGAUCCGCCAAGCUUAUUGAGGAAAUCUAGCAUCUCCAGGGGUUUAGUGUAGACCCGACCGCCGGGCAAAUCCUCCACACUGGAGGGCAGUCCCCGAUCAAAUUGAAUGACCAAGUGAACCGGAUCCCGUGGAGCCCUUGUCAGGGGAUCGACUGUCAUCUCGUAGAGAUUUUCCGGAGCCACUGUGUUGGGAUCUUCGAGUAUUCCGGACUCGUAGCUGAUGUGCAGGAUGUUGGCAUCGGUGCUCCAGGGUGUGGCUGGCUUGGCGCUUACCUCGAUUCCGUGUUGCUGGGCAUAGGCAAUGAGGUCCUGUCGACCUUGAAACUGGCAGCAGAAUUCUACAUCCCUCCAGGGAGCGAUGAUCUGGAAAAAAGUCGAUUUCGCGUUUAUAGCACAGUCAAAUCUUUAAAUUUGAUCACAUAUGUAUAUUAAAUUUCUAUUUUCUAUUUGUCGGUUG
Molecule: messenger RNA, 1834 nt
Organism: Drosophila melanogaster (fruit fly)
Lineage: Eukaryota; Metazoa; Arthropoda; Insecta; Diptera; Drosophilidae
Exons: 6
Coding region: 91-708 (205 amino acids)
Cellular component (GO): extracellular region
Source: RefSeq, marked reviewed